Messenger RNA from Echinops telfairi (small Madagascar hedgehog), 2143 nucleotides. RefSeq names its product arylsulfatase A (gene ARSA). The record is from RefSeq and is a predicted model, not a curated record. Gene Ontology annotation, molecular function: arylsulfatase activity. The transcript is spliced from 8 exons. NCBI's taxonomy places the organism in Eukaryota, Metazoa, Chordata, Mammalia, Afrosoricida, Tenrecidae. The coding region runs from base 299 to 2041 and encodes 580 amino acids.
CCUCCAGGUGAACGAGGUCAGGCCGCCGGAGAAUCUGAAGGUGUCCUGGUCCUUGAAGGCGUCAGGGGCUCAGGGGCUCGUAUCCCGGGCCACGGCCUCCUGGCUUCUGUAGGGUCCGGGUCUCCAGGGACGAGUCCGAGUUUGUCCCGAGGGAGGGGGGUUUCCUCCUGGACCGAGGGUCUCCAGCCAGGAGUGACACCUGAGUCUGGGGUCUUUGGGGUGGGGUCACGCCUGGUCCUGGAGUCUCCGGUCAGUUUGCCCUCCUCCCCAGGGGUUGGGGGCAGGCCCUUCUGUCGCCAUGGGGGCUCUGUGGCCCCUCGCGCUGGCCCUGGCCGGCCUGACCGCGGCCGGCCCUCCGAACUUCGUGAUCAUCUUUGCCGACGACCUGGGCUAUGGGGACCUAGGCGCCUACGGCCACCCCAGCUCCGCCACCCCCAACCUGGACCAGCUGGCCGCAGGGGGGCUGCGGUUCACCGACUUCUACGUCCCGGUGUCCCUGUGCACGCCCUCGCGGGCCGCCCUCCUGACUGGCCGGCUCCCGGUUCGUGUGGGCAUGUACCCUGGAGUCCUGGAGCCCAGCUCCAAGGGGGGACUGCCCCUGGAGGAGGUGACCCUGGCUGAGGUCCUGGAAGCCCGCGGCUACCUCACAGGCAUUGCUGGAAAGUGGCACCUCGGAGUAGGCCCUGAGGGGACCUUUCUGCCCCCACACCAGGGCUUCCACCGCUUCCUGGGUAUUCCAUACUCCCACGACCAGGGCCCCUGCCAGAACCUCACGUGCUUCCCACCUGACACCCUGUGUGAGGGCAGCUGUGACCAAGGCCUGGUCCCUAUCCCACUGCUGGCUAACCUCUCUGUGGAGGCACAGCCUCCCUGGCUGCCUGGGCUGGAGGCUCGCUACCUGGCCUUUGCCCAGGACCUCAUGGCCGAUGCGAAACGUCAGGGCCGCCCCUUCUUCCUCUACUACGCUUCCCACCACACCCACUAUCCCCAGUUCAGCGGGAAGAGCUUUGUGGGGCUCUCCGGCCGCGGGCCAUUUGGGGACUCCCUGAUGGAGCUGGACGCGGCCGUGGGGGCCCUGAUGGCCACCAUUGGGGACCUGGGGCUGCUCAGGGACACGCUCGUCAUCUUCACUGCUGACAACGGGCCCGAGACCAUGCGCAUGUCCCGUGGUGGCUGCUCCGGCCUCCUGCGUUGUGGGAAGGGGACCACCUAUGAAGGGGGCAUCCGAGAGCCAGCCCUGGCCUUCUGGCCAGGCCACAUCACUCCUGGGGUGACCCACGAGCUGGCCAGCUCUCUGGACCUGCUGCCCACUCUGGCCGCCCUAGCUGAAGCCCCACUGCCUAAUGUCACCCUCGAUGGCUUUGACCUCAGCCCCGUGCUGAUGGGCACAGGCAAGAGCCCCCGGAAGUCCCUUGUCUUCUACCCGAGCUACCCCAAUGAAGUCCAGGGGGUCUUCGCUGUCCGGAGCGGAAAGUAUAAGGCUCACUUCUUCACCCAGGGUUCUGUCCAGAGUGACACCACUGCCGAUCCGGCCUGCCAAGCCACAAGCCCGCUGACCGCCCACGAGCCCCCACUGCUCUUUGACCUGUCCACGGACCCAGGCGAGAACUACGACCUCCUGGGGGGUGUGCCCCUGAUCUCUCCAGAAGUGCUGCAGGCUCUGAAGGAGAUCCAGCUGCUCAAAGCCCAGUUUGAUGCGGAAAUCACUUUCAGCCCCAGCCAGAUGGCCCAAGGGGAGGACCCAGCACUGCAGGUCUGCUGCCGGCCUGGCUGCAAGCCCUGGCCAGUUUGCUGCUCCUGCCCAGACCAGGGCCCCAACUUGGGCCUCAGUGGAGAACCCCAACUCCAUCCUGAGCCCCAUGCCCUGCCCCAGCCUGAGCCCCCAUCUCAGCCUCAAACUUCGCUCCAACCCCAGCCCAAGCCCCAGGCCGUGUCCCAGCUGGAGCCCCACCCUGAGCUCCAGCCUUUCCCUAAGAACCCUGAGAUCCGGCCCCAUCUUGAGCUUCAUCCUGGCCCCCCCAGAGACCUGGACCAUUUGUGACUAUGAGCCUAUUUACGCGGGUGCAGGUAUGUGCAGGUGUGCUUGUACCUGUAAGGAUGAUAACAUGAGCUGACACACAGGUUGUGUCCAGCCCCACUCUGA